GUUUUGCUCUACGAAAGGUUCUUGUCUUUUAAUCCAGAAAAAAAUAAUAAAAAAAAAUUGUUGAAUUAAACGGAAUCAUUUUAUUAAAUAUAAUAUGGUAAAUUGAAAUUUUCAUUUGGGUUUGGUCGAACUCGAGCCGUCGGUGUUCCUCUGUUUCAUAGUCGUGCCGAUGUGUGCAGCAGCAUUCCCAGUGCCUUGGUGCGUGGGCGCGUCUACCUCGAGAGUCAACCGCAAGUUCAAUUCGGCGCGAGCGGCGCUGGUUGAGGCGAAACCAAGGUACGUUCCAGCCCUUAACGGCGCCGGCGCCGGCGCCGGCGGCGAUGGAAGCGCCGCCGAAGCCCUCUCGCGAGAGAGAGACACUCCCGCCCUGGUUCCUGUGACGUCCGUCCGAGACCGAGCUGAUGAUAUGCAAGCGGAAGCCGCGGCCAUGGCCCGCGCUGCCGGCGCUUCCGUCUACAGCCCGGAGCUCUUGGCCACCAAAUACGGCUCUCGCCCGAUUAAGGUGGCGCGCAGGGCGGUGGAGAUAUUUUCGGGAUUAGGUUCAUUUGCCAUCAGCUUGUGGCUCGACCAAGUCAAUGGCCAACUCGAUCGGAACCAGAGACGGCGCGCAGUUCAGCUGCGGGAAACUUUCAUUAGAUUGGGGCCCACUUUUGUCAAGAUUGGCCAGGGCUUAUCUACCAGGCCCGACUUGUGCCCGCCCCAAUAUCUUGAGGAGCUUUCUCAGUUGCAGGAUGCUUUGCCAACAUUUCCAGACGCAGAAGCAUUUUCAUGUAUCGAGAGAGAGUUGGGAUGUCCACUUGAUUCUAUGUACUCUUCAAUAUCUGCAUCCCCCAUUGCUGCUGCCAGUCUAGGCCAAGUAUACAAAGCAGUGUUGAAGCUCUCUGGGCAGGUUGUUGCUGUGAAGGUACAAAGGCCUGGUAUCGAAGAAGCUAUUGGGGUGGAUUUUUACCUAAUAAGAGGCUUGGGGUUUCUCAUAAAUAAAUACGUUGACUUUGUAUCAAGUGACGUUGUUGCUCUUAUUGAUGAAUUUGCUCGAAGAGUUUAUCAGGAGCUCAACUAUGUUCAGGAAGGGCAAAAUGCAAGGAGAUUUAAAAAAUUGUAUGCAGACAAAGAAGAUGUCCUUGUCCCAGAUAUUUUCUGGGAUUACACAAGCGGAAAGGUGCUAACAAUGGAGUGGGUUGAAGGUGUUAAACUAAACGAGCAAGCUGCUGUUGAGAGACAAGGGCUCAGCCUUCUGGAUCUCGUGAAUACUGGCAUACAAUGCAGCCUUCGGCAGCUGCUUGAGUACGGUUAUUUUCACGCAGAUCCUCAUCCAGGGAAUCUCUUAGCUACUCCUGAUGGGAAGCUUGCUUUUCUUGAUUUUGGAAUGAUGAGUGAAACUCCUGAGCAAGCAAGAUCAGCCAUAAUUGGUCACGUUGUACACAUGGUUAAUCGGGACUAUGAGGCCAUGGCACGUGAUUACUAUGCACUAGACUUUUUGUCUCCAGAUGUUGAUGUAUCUCCCAUUGUACCAGCUCUGAGGGACUUCUUUGAUGAUGCACUAAAUUCAACCGUCAGUGAGCUCAACUUUAAAACCAUUGUGGAUGGUUUGAGUGCUGUUUUAUACCAAUAUCCAUUUAAUGUGCCUGCAUAUUACGCCUUGAUUUUAAGGUCUCUCACUGUCCUAGAAGGUUUAGCACUGUAUGCUGACCCAAAUUUCAAGGUGUUGGCUGCCUCAUAUCCAUAUUUCGCUAAAAGGCUUCUGACCGAUCCUAAUCCAUAUCUCAGAGAUGCUCUUAUUGAGCUGCUUUUUAAGGAUGUUAUUGUUUGCUACAGGUGGAAUAGACUUGAAAACUUGCUUGUCCAGGGGAAAAAGGACAGAGAUUUCAAUGCAAAAGAUGCUCUACAACCUGUCUUAAAACUAUUGUUGGGCCCAGAUGGUGAAGAACUUAGGGUUUUAGUAAUUAAAGAAGCUGUGCGCAUUACUGAAGCCGUUAUCCUGGGCUCAGUGGUCGAAUCAUAUAACUAUAUCCCAGAUCCUAUACGUUUGCUUCUUUUUAACGUGAACUCAACGGGACCAUUAGUAAUGAGCAGUGCCGAACAGGAAAACAUGGUUGAACUUAGGGCACAAGUAUUCAGAAUAUGGGAACUUCUUCGAUCCUCGGAUAACUUUGAUCCUAGUAUUUUGCUGCCUAUACUGCAGGUACUGCGAGAACCUGAAGCACGAGUUCUUGGUGGGCGUGUGGUUGGUGGAAUUACUCAGCGUCUUGCGGCGCGCUUGUUGCAGCAAGUUCUUAGAGAUCCACCUACAGCUUCAUCUUAAUGCUGCUCUUAUUUAUUUUCAAAGCUGGGGAAGGUGUUCUAUCUGUUGUAUGAUGUAAACUGGUUCCUUGAUUUCUACCCGGAUUCGCUAUUAUGGAACUUAUAGGCCUCUUAUACAUUUAUAAAUCCCAUCUAUCACCAAAGUAAGUAUAAAAGAUAUCAAGGAUCACAUCUAAGUCUAAGGUGUGCUUUUCUUGUCACUUGUUUUUGUCCAUUUUGUUGGAAAAUAGUAUUAAUACUAUUUUUUUUGCAGAUAUAAUAUAUUAUAUUAAUCCCCUUAUGUAUAAUUUUUGAAUAUUU
Messenger RNA from Striga asiatica, 2601 nucleotides. Lineage: Eukaryota; Viridiplantae; Streptophyta; Magnoliopsida; Lamiales; Orobanchaceae. The record is from the annotation of a GenBank genome assembly.